Aspergillus clavatus NRRL 1 is the source of this 2676-nucleotide messenger RNA. RefSeq names its product putative RSC complex subunit (RSC1). Gene Ontology annotation, biological process: chromatin remodeling. The coding region runs from base 1 to 2676 and encodes 891 amino acids. Gene Ontology annotation, cellular component: RSC-type complex. Gene Ontology annotation, molecular function: protein binding; chromatin binding. Lineage: Eukaryota; Fungi; Ascomycota; Eurotiomycetes; Eurotiales; Aspergillaceae. The record is from RefSeq and is a predicted model, not a curated record. The transcript is spliced from 5 exons.
AUGGAGCAAGCGACGGAGCCGUCGCAAACCCAACCCGUUCCUGAGGAGCCGGUCAAAUCGAUCGAGGAGGAUGGCAAAGCUGACGAGGGCCCUGUUCAGGGUGGUGUCACUGAUGAACAAUGGAGGUUGAUGAUGGAUGUUGUCUUGGCUAUCUAUGAAUUCAGAGAAGAAGAUGGCCAUGAUCCGUCCCGAUUAUUUCAGAGAAGCGUCAACAAGCGCAAUGUGCCCGACUAUUAUGAGAUCAUCAAAGAGCCCAUGGCUCUCAGCAUUUUGAAACAGAAGAUCAACAAAAGGGAGUAUAAAAACUUCGCCGAAUUUGUGCGAGACUGCGCUUUGAUCCCCCACAAUGCGCAAACCUACAACCGGCCAAACUCUCAAGCAUAUGAGGAUGCGCUUGUUAUUAAGGACGUUUUCAUCGCAGAGUUCGACAAGCUCGUGAAACAAGGAGUCAUCACUUCGGAACAAGCUGAGCUCCCGGACUUAGGGGAGAUCCCCGAGGCAGAUCCCCUUCCGGAGGAAGAGGAAGAAGAAGAUGAGGAAGACGAUGACGAUGAGGACGAUGAUGACUCUGAUGAUGAUGGCCGACGCAAGAAGAAGCGAGGCCCCCGUCCUGGGUGGAAACGAGAUGCUGCGAAAGAAGACGGUCACAAGUCUGCUGACCCAGAAAUCAGGAAGAAGCGCGGUCGGCCACCCCGCGUUGAUACACCAAUGGAGGCCAGAAUUAAAGCUGUUCUAAAGGGGAUCCGUAAGCUGAAAGGACCCAGUGGGAUGCUCAAAGUGCGACAUUUCGAACGGUUGCCUGACAAAGCUAUGUAUCCGGAUUAUUAUGUGGAGAUCAAGGAUCCAAUUGCCAUCGACAUCAUUAAGCGAAAAUCCAAGCGCAAGAAGUAUCACUCGGUUGACCAUUUCAUGAGGGAUAUGGAUCUCAUGUUCAACAAUGCCAAAGCUUACAAUCAGCCGGACAGUCAGAUUUACAAAGAUGCGGUCGACUUGCAGGGCGAGGCCAGGAGACUUGCUGAGAUCGAGAAGAGAAAGCCUGACACUGAAUAUCUCAUGGAAGAUGGGCGACUUCCCUUACCCGAUGGCAUUCUCUACAAAGGGGAGCUCUGGAAAGUUGGUGACUGGGUCCACAUUCAGAACCCUAACGAUGUGACCAAGCCUAUCGUAGCACAGAUUUAUCGAACAUGGCAGGAUUCGGAGGGCGAGAAAUGGGUCAAUGCGUGCUGGUAUUACCGCCCGGAGCAGACGGUCCAUCAUUUCGAGAAGCAUUUCUACCCUAAUGAGGUGGUCAAGACAGGCCAGUACCGUGACCACCGGAUUGAGGAGGUCGUGGACCGUUGCUUCGUGAUGUUCUUCACUCGCUACAACCGCGGACGUCCCAGAGGCCUUUCCCCUGAUAAGGAGGUCUACGUCUGCGAGGCUCGCUAUAAUGAGGAGAAGCAUAAACUAAACAAGAUCAAGACCUGGGCGAGUUGUCUGCCUGACGAGGUGAGAGAAAAGGAUUAUGAAAUGGAUCUUUUCGACGUUCCUCGAAGGAUCAAGAAAAUUCCUAGCCCCAUAAAACACUUGUUGAAGAGUGUUGCAAAGGAGACCGACGAUCUGCCGAAGCCAACAUGGGGAGCUGACAAUGCGCCGCCCAUCGUUGGUGCGGUACAUCGUCGUCCGCGCGAUGAGAACGAAUCUCCACCACCUGAACCAACACCUUCUCCGCCUCCGUCACUGCCUCAACCAGUAUUGCCUACCGUUCCUCCUCGCCAGCAGUCAAUCAGCCAACCGCCUACGCGACCCAGCGUAGAUAGCCCCGGUGCUAUCCCCUUACCGGGGGCGGGCGUUGGCCCUGCACGUUCACCGGCAGCGCCAAUUCCUCCCCUUCAGAACUCUCCAGCUCCCGUGGCUCCGAUAACUUACCAGCAGCCUCAAGUCCCACCGGCGCAGGUUUAUCAGCCAGCGCUACAGCGACGCCCUAGUACCUAUGUCCCACAAACCCCCCAUGCCACCGCUUACCAGCCUUCGGCUGUGGCCCACCCCUAUGCGGCAGUCCAGCCCUCGCCAUAUACGCCGUAUCAGGCAGGUCGCGGGCAUGUACCCCAAGCAGCAAUGUACAAUCCUAAUGCUCCCCGCCCGAUUGAGGUCUUUCACCUGAGCGAUGCUGCCAACGCGGCCAUACCGGAGGAUAUACGUGAUCAGUUCCACUGUAACAACUCGGGGCAUGUGCUUUUCUUCUCUACUCCACCACUUGACAUCGUGCCAUCCCUCCCUCAGAAGCUUGGCCAUUCCCUCAAAUACCUGGCCGCAAAAGAGGAGCGCCGGAGACUUGUCGAGCAGCGGAAACGGAAAGAAAUUGCUGAGAAGACCCAGCAAGAAGAACGUGUCAAGCGCCAGCGGGCAGAUGCAGAAACAAAUCUUGCAGUCCGCGUGGGAACCUUGACUGUCAAGGCUAUUGAGACUAUGGCGAGCCAGGUUAUGAUUGGUACAGAUAAGAUCUACGACCUUCUGUAUCUUGACCAAGCGGAGAAAGCGAAGCACGCUGAUGCUGAGGCCCAAGCUCAGCGGAUCGCUGCUGAUCACCUCUUGCAUGAGAGAACGGCGCAGAUUCAGGCCCAUUCCGACCAAGCCACAACUGUCAGCCUUAAGGGUCAUGCCAUGUAUAUGGAUGAUAUUGACCCCAGGAUAUAG